Hypoxylon fragiforme is the source of this 951-nucleotide messenger RNA. RefSeq names its product cyclin-C. Gene Ontology annotation, molecular function: cyclin-dependent protein serine/threonine kinase regulator activity. The record is from RefSeq and is a predicted model, not a curated record. The transcript is spliced from 3 exons. Bases 1 to 951 code for a protein of 316 amino acids. Gene Ontology annotation, biological process: positive regulation of transcription by RNA polymerase II. Lineage: Eukaryota; Fungi; Ascomycota; Sordariomycetes; Xylariales; Hypoxylaceae. Gene Ontology annotation, cellular component: nucleus; mediator complex.
AUGGCAGCCAACUAUUGGGAGUCAACGCAGAGGCGCUUCUGGCAGUUCUCGAAGGAUGAACUUGCGCAGAUGCGCGACGAGCUAGAGAAGAGUGACCAAGCUCUGGUACAAAUGUUUCCCUUGCCACGAAGGACACAUCUACACAUAUACUUCAACCAACAGCUUAGUCGUAUAAGCAAGAGACUUGGAAUCAAGCAACAAGCAGUUGCUACAGCCCAGUUAUAUAUCAGACGGUUCUAUUGUAAAGUCGAAAUACGUCGAACAAAUCCGUACCUCCUUCUCACCACCGCCUUAUACCUGGCUUGCAAAAUGGAGGAAUGUCCGCAACACAUCAGGAUGUUUGCGACAGAAGCUCGAUCUCUAUGGCCCGACCUACUUCAUCCCGAGGUAUCGCGCAUCGGUGAAUGCGAAUUCUUCCUCAUAUCGGAAAUGAAUUCGCAGCUAAUAGUCCACCAACCUUACCGAACCUUGACGAGCCUCCAAUCCGACUUCUACUUGACCCAAGACGAGGUUAAUCUAGCCCUAUCGGUUAUAAACGAUCACUAUAUGACAGAUUUGCCCCUUUUAUACCCUCCACAUAUUAUCGCUCUCACGGCAAUCCUCCUUGCCUUGGUCCUCCGUCCGAAUCCAGUACCAGGUGGAAAUAAUGCCGCGAACAUGGCAGCAGCUACAGCAGCGCUCGCGCAAGCCCAACAGAAUAGGCCUGGCUCCGGUAGUAAUCAUCAGAACAAUGCCAAUGCCACCGAGAAGGACAAGCAACAAGAAGCACGAGUUACUAAGGUGCAGCGUUUCGCGGCCUUUUUGGCGGAAAGCAAUGUCGAUAUCGAGGGCAUGAUAGAUUGUACACAAGAGCUGAUUUCAUUUUACGAAUGUCACGAACAAUAUAACGACAAAAUGACCCGCGAACAAGUUAACAGGUUUGUCAAGGCCAGAGGAUUAGAUAAACACUAG